This is a messenger RNA of Peromyscus californicus insignis, 4450 nucleotides long. RefSeq names its product urotensin 2 receptor (gene Uts2r). Gene Ontology annotation, biological process: neuropeptide signaling pathway; blood vessel diameter maintenance; regulation of blood pressure. Bases 2022 to 3182 code for a protein of 386 amino acids. The transcript has a single exon. The record is from RefSeq and is a predicted model, not a curated record. Gene Ontology annotation, molecular function: urotensin II receptor activity. Lineage: Eukaryota; Metazoa; Chordata; Mammalia; Rodentia; Cricetidae. Gene Ontology annotation, cellular component: membrane.
CUUUCCUUCACGGUUUACAGUUCUUGCGUGUACAUUGUUCACUCGUCCAUUGAUCUGAUGUAUAUUUUCUCAUCUCACUUUUACUUGUUUAAUGAAGUUCUUAAUUUUGAUGAAUCUUGGGGUUUCGUGUUUUUUUUAAAGACUUUAUUUUUAUUAUGUGUAUAAAUGUUGUUUGCAUAUAUGUAUGUACUUCACAUGUGUGCCUGGUACCUGAGGAGUUCAGAAAAGAGUGUCUGACUCUCUGGAGUUGGAGUUACAGACGGUUAUUAGUUGCUGUGGUGGUUUGAAUUAAAUGGCCCCAUCGGCUCAUAGGGACUGGUACUUUUGGAGGGUGUGGCUUGUUGGAGGAAGUGUGUCACUGGGAGUGGGCUUUGAGGUCUCAGAAGCUCAAGCCAGGCCUAGUUUUUCACUCUCUUCCUGCUGCCUGCGGAUCCAGGUGUAGAACUCUCAGCCAUCCUUCCAGCACCACGUCUGCCUGCUGCUACCAUGCUUCCUGCCACGAUGAUAAUGGACUAAACCUCUGAAUUGUUUAAUCCAGCCCCAAUUAAAUGUUUUCCUUUGAAAGAGUUGCCAUGGUCAUGGUGUCUCUUCACAGCAAUAGAACCCUAAGACAGCUGCCAUGUGGGUGCUGGGAAUCCAACCCAAUUCUUCUGAAAGAUCAGCAAGUGAUCUCUCCAGCCCCAGUUAAGCUUGUUUUUAAGUAAUCUUUUCCUGAGCUAGAGAGAUCACUCAGUGAUUGAGAGCACUUGCUGCUCUUGCAGAGGACCUGAGUGUGGUUCACAACCACAUGGGGGUUCACAACCAUCUGCAACUCCAGUUUCAAGGUAUCUGAUAUGCUCUUCUGGCCCCUGAAGAUACCCUGAUGUGUACCUGGUAUACAUACAUUUGUGAAGUCAAAACACUCGUACAUAUAAAACAAACCUGAGAGAGAGAGAGAGAGAGAGAGAGAGAGAGAGAGAGAGAGAGAGAGAGAGAGAGAGAGAGCUGAGAGGGCUGUUCUUUAAAAAAUAAAAAUGUCGGGCAUAGUGGCACACUCAGGAGGCAGAAGCAGGUGGAUCUCUGUGAGUUCAAGGCCAUUCUGAUCUACAUAGAGAGUUCCAGGCCAGCCAUGGCUGCAUACUGAGCCUUUGUUGUUUUUUUAAAUAAUAAUAAUUUUCUGGAAGGUGGAGAGAUAGUUCAGUGGGUAGGAGUGCUUGCCUCCAAGACUGACGACUUUAGAGCCUGGAGAUCUACACAGAAAAAAAGGAAAAAGAUCAAUCCCAAAAGUGUCCUAACCUCCACAUGAACACUGUAGCAUUCCCAUAUGUACACACGCACUCACACAUGCACACCAAAUAAGAAUGUAAGUUAAACAAUUUUUUAGAAAAAAGAAGUAUUUUCCUACUGUGACUCAUAAUGAUUUCUUCCAAAGGCUUUUUUGGCUGUCCUCCAUCACUAUAUAUGUAAUGUAAGGCAAGGAUCCAGGCUCAUUUCUUUGGUAAGAUAAAUGAAAAAUUUACCUAUUUUUCUAUUGGAACUUUUAAGCUCAGUUGAUAUUACUUUGUGACUGGAAGAAAUCGCCUUUUUAAAGUAUACAAGUGACAUAAUCAGGAAACGGGACUCUUAGGUUGCAGAGCUAGAUCUUAGGACUCUCAUCUCUGCCCAGUGCUGACCUCUGCCAUGCUGUGACCAGCUUUUCAGAAAAGCAAAGGCCUUACAUUUGCAUUGGAGUGGGACUGGGUUCCUGCUGGGUGGGCAGUGGGUCCCAGUGGCCCUAUGGUCCCUCUGUGUAGCUGGGGAGAUGACACAAAAGGGUUUUUUUUUUUUUUUUUUUGAGGGUUCCAACAGGGGACAGGACUUGGUGAGCCCUUGUCUCUUCACAGAGGGACAGUGACUGUGUCCAUCCUAGAGGCUGGUAGGGCAUGGAAGUAGGUGUCUGUCUUGCACCUUUGACACUAAUCUUCUCCCACAGGACAAGUUUCCUACAGGCCCUCCUCACUGGGCAGUAGGACCCCCACCAGAAGCCCAGUGUGAGGACAGAGAUGGCGCUGAGCCUGGAGUCUACAACCAGCUUUCCCAUGCUGGCCAUGUCAGGAGACACUGUGUCUGAGUUGCCUGGUGGCCCCAAUGUGUCCCUCAACAGUUCCUGGACUGGCCUAACAGAUCACAGCUCCUUGCAAGACCUGGUGGCCACGGGUGCCAUUGGGGCAGUGCUCUCAACCAUGGGUGUGGUGGGCAUGGUGGGAAAUGUAUACACUCUGGUAGUCAUGUGCCGAUUCCUGCAUGCCUCAGCUUCCAUGUAUGUCUAUGUGGUCAACCUGGCACUGGCUGACCUGCUGUACCUGUUGAGCAUUCCCUUCAUUGUGGCCACCUAUGUCACUAAGGACUGGCACUUUGGAGAUGUGGGCUGCCGCGUUCUCUUUAGCCUGGACUUUCUGACCAUGCAUGCCAGCAUCUUCACUCUGACCAUAAUGAGCAGUGAGCGCUAUGCAGCAAUCCUGAGGCCUCUGGACACGGUACAGCGCUCCAAGGGUUACCGUAAGCUGCUGGCACUGGGCACCUGGUUGCUGGCACUGCUGCUGACCUUACCCAUGAUGCUUGCCAUCCGACUGGUGCAUAGGGGCCCCAAGAGCCUCUGCCUGCCGGCCUGGAGCCCUCAUGCCCACCGUAUUUACCUGACACUGCUCUUUGGGACCAGUAUUGUGGGGCCUGGCCUGGUCAUUGGGCUGCUCUACGUUCGCCUGGCCAGGGCCUACUGGCUAUCUCAGCAAGCCUCUUUCAAGCAGACGCGCCGGCUGCCCAACCCCAGGGUGCUCUACCUCAUCUUUGGCAUUGUCCUUCUCUUCUGGGCCUGCUUCCUACCCUUCUGGCUGUGGCAGCUGCUGGCCCAGUACCAUGAGGCCAUGCUACUGGCACCCCAGACUGCACGCAUCGUCAACUACCUGACCACUUGCCUCACUUAUGGCAACAGCUGCAUCAAUCCCUUCCUCUAUACACUGCUCACCAAGAACUAUCGUGAGUACCUUCGUGGCCGCCAGCGGUCGCUGGGUAGUAGCUGUCGUGGCCCAGGGAGUGCAGGCAGCUUCCUGCCCAGCCGAGUCCACCUCCAGCAGAACUCAGGCCGCUCGCUGUCCUCCAGCAGCCAGCAGACCACAGAGACCCUCAUGCUGUCCCCAGUUCCCCCUAGUGGGGCCUUUGUCUGAGAGUCCCUGUUUGAGCCUGGGGGUAGGAAAGGACCCAAAGCCAGGCCACUCAGGAGCCCAUUCCCGGAAUCCCCUAUUCAAACCUAACCAUCUUGUCUGUCCUCAACUCUCUUCUGGAAAGUUCCCUGUUCUUCUUCACUGCUGCUCACUUCAACUCCAUCAGCACCUUUCCUGCAAUGCCAACACUCCUCUGAACCUCUCUCUCCGGAUCUUCAGAAGCUGUGGCCCAGACCCUCUUCUGAAGACCCCAGAGAAUUGAGUCAUCUAAAGCCUACUUACUCAGAGCAGCUGUGCAGGGCUGGGAACCUGAUCUGGAGAUGUAAGCUCUUCCAGCCUUGAGGACCCGCCCCCACUGGUGGGUAAGGGGUCUGUAGACAAUUUCUACCCUCUCCCUCUCCUAACCCCAACCCAUGGUAGCUUCUUGUUUCCAUAUGCACACAGAACAAUAAACCCUGUGCUCUGUAGUCUGCCCUGCCUCGGUGCUGGGGAUGGAAGGCUGGAGGGGGUGGUCCUGGACUCAUGAGGCACCUGAGUGUUCGGUGAGGGCAUGUCUGCUUUCCAAGCCUUUGCCGGUGGAUGUCCCUACAUGGGAGCCCUCCCAUUUAUUUAGGGUGGGAAGGAGGGCAGAUAACUGAGAGGUAUGAGAAGCUGGGGUGGGAUGGGCAGACUGGGAGGAGAAGCUGCCAAGCUAGCAGUGGAGCUCAAGUGUAGAAAGGAGGCCCUGCAGGCUGUAGUUCUUAGAUGAGGCAAUCAAACCCACAUGUGGCUCAUAGUGACAGCAAUGAGGCCUUGGCUUCACUGUUCCUGGACAAACUGUUUCUCUGUCCCAAGUACCAUCCUCAGGACAUCCUUGCCUUGGCUGACCAUUCCUCCUACCAUGGCCAGACAACACCUGUCCUCCCCCUUUAGGGUGAUCAUCAGAGGCUGGGACAGCACCUUGGUCCGGUUAGUACUCUUGCUGUGGCAGGUACACCCCUGUGGCAGGAUAUGAAGUUCAGGUCUCUGGAGUGAUACAGUGCUCCAGAAGUAGAUUCUGGUGACUGGCCACAGUACUUUGUGCUUCUCUAUGGCUAAGAUAGUAGAUUUAUUUUGCUAUUAAAAAGCAAAAUAAGCCGGGCGGUGGUGGCGCACGCCUUUAAUCCCAGCACUCGGGAGGCAGAGCCAGGUGGAUCUCUAUGAGUUCGAGGCCAGCCUGGUCUCCAAAGCGAGUACCAGGAAAGGCGCAAAGCUACACAGAGAAACCCUGUCUCGAAAAAACCAAAAAAAAA